UACAUCUGGGACAGCCACCGCCAGUCUGCUCCAGAACACACCUCAGCUGCCCCCACAGCUGAGCAGACACCUGCAGCUGUCUCACCAUGGACAGUGUAAGCACAGCCAUCUUGUUCCUGCUCCUGGCUCUCGUGUGCCUAUUGCUGACCAAUGGCUCCAGGGGCAAGGGACGGCUGCCACCUGGCCCCACGCCCCUCCCAUUCCUGGGCAACCUGCUGCAGCUUCGCUCCCAGGACAUGCUGACCUCCCUCACCAAGCUGACCAAGGAGUACGGCUCAAUGUACACAAUCCACCUGGGGCCCAGGAGGGUGGUGGUUCUCAGCGGAUACCAAACGGUGAAGGAGGCCCUUGUGGACCAAGGGGAGGAGUUCAGCGGCCGGGGAGACUACCCUGUCUUUUUCAACUUUACAAAGGGCAAUGGCAUCGCCUUCUCCAAUGGGGAACGCUGGAAGGCCCUGAGAAGAUUCUCUGUCCAAAUUCUGCGAAAUUUCGGAAUGGGGAAAAGGACCAUUGAGGAGCGGAUCCUGGAGGAAGGCAGCUUCCUGCUGGCGGAGUUGCGGAAAUUUGACGGCAAGCCCUUCGACCCUACCUUUGUGCUGAGCCGCUCGGUAUCCAACAUCAUCUGCUCAGUGCUCUUCGGCAGCCGCUUCGACUACGACGACCAGCGUCUGCUCACCAUUAUCCGCCUCAUCAAUGACAACUUCCAGAUCAUGAGCAGCCCCUGGGGAGAGAUGUACAACAUCUUCCCGGGCAUUCUGGAUUGGAUCCCCGGGCCACACCGGCGCCUUUUCAAGAACUACGGGAAGAUGAAGGAACUCAUCGCCCGCAUAGUCCGCGACCAUCAGGCCUCCUUCGACCCCAACUCUCCCCGGGACUUCAUCGAUUGCUUUCUCACCAAGAUAGCAGAGGAGAAGCAGGACCCGCUGAGUCACUUCUACCUCGAUACCCUGCUGAUAACCACACAUAACCUGCUCUUUGGCGGCACCGAGACCGUGGGCACCACACUGCGUCACGCUUUCCUCAUACUCAUGAAGUACCCAAAAGUGCAAGCUCGCGUGCAGGAGGAGAUCGACCGCGUGGUGGGACGAGCGCGGCAGCCAACGGUGGCGGACCGAGUGUCCAUGCCUUAUACCGAUGCGGUGAUACACGAGGUGCAGCGCUUCGCAGACGUCAUCCCCAUGAACUUGCCGCACCGCGUCAUUCGGGACACGAACUUCCGCGGUUUCCUGAUACCCAAGGGCACAGAUAUCAUCACCCUCCUUAACACAGUCCACAGUGACCCCAGCCAGUUCGUGAAGCCCCAGGAAUUCAACCCUGAGCAUUUUCUGGAUGACAAGCAGUCCUUCAAGAAAAGCCCCGCCUACAUGCCCUUCUCAGCAGGACGCCGCUUGUGCCUGGGGGAGGCCUUGGCGCGCAUGGAGCUCUUCCUCUACCUCACGACCAUCCUGCAGAGCUUCACCCUGCAUCCGCUGGUGGCGCCCGAGGACAUCGACCUGACUCCGCUCAGCUCUGGUCUGGGCAAUUUGCCAAGGCCCUUCCAGCUGUGCAUGCGCGAGCGCUAA
This is a messenger RNA of Talpa occidentalis (Iberian mole), 1562 nucleotides long. RefSeq names its product cytochrome P450 2F3. The record is from RefSeq and is a predicted model, not a curated record. Lineage: Eukaryota; Metazoa; Chordata; Mammalia; Eulipotyphla; Talpidae. Gene Ontology annotation, biological process: xenobiotic metabolic process. Gene Ontology annotation, cellular component: intracellular membrane-bounded organelle; cytoplasm. The transcript has 10 exons. Gene Ontology annotation, molecular function: heme binding; iron ion binding; oxidoreductase activity, acting on paired donors, with incorporation or reduction of molecular oxygen, reduced flavin or flavoprotein as one donor, and incorporation of one atom of oxygen. Bases 87 to 1562 code for a protein of 491 amino acids.